This is a messenger RNA of Galleria mellonella (greater wax moth), 5267 nucleotides long. It is a transcript of the gene sog, whose product is annotated as dorsal-ventral patterning protein Sog. The record is from RefSeq and is a predicted model, not a curated record. Gene Ontology annotation, biological process: multicellular organism development. Gene Ontology annotation, molecular function: protein binding. The transcript is spliced from 16 exons. NCBI's taxonomy places the organism in Eukaryota, Metazoa, Arthropoda, Insecta, Lepidoptera, Pyralidae. The coding region runs from base 153 to 2972 and encodes 939 amino acids.
CGUCGCGGCACGACGACGUUUACGCGCACCUCGCGAACACGCUCUCUUCGAACUGCACUCGUGCGGUCAUAGCGCGCGCGGCCAAAAUAAGUGAGCUCGUGGCCGGGAGCGAAAACCCGUUGCGAUUACUAGUGGUGUCUUCGGGCGGCGCGAUGCUGCCCGCGCUGGUGCUUCUGGCGCUGGCAGCCCCGCUGGGUCUGGCCGAGGCGCGCCGACAUGCACCCAAUUUGCAUGAGGAGAACCCCGCAAGACGGACUACACGUCCCGCCGAAUGUCAGUUUGGCAAGCAACCGAAGGAGUUAGGCUCUUCGUGGUAUGCGGACCUGGGGCCUCCCUUCGGUGUCAUGUACUGCAUCAUAUGUGAGUGUUUACCGGUGCAAAAAAAACGUAGGAUGGUGGCGAAAGUGCACUGCCGCAAUAUAAAGAACGACUGUCCUGUACCAUCAUGUGACACCCCCGUGCUACUUCCUGGCAGGUGUUGCAAGACUUGCCCAGGAGAUGCCAACACACCAGACCUAGUACAACAGGAUAGUCCAUCGGUCAUCGUUGUUGAAGAGAUACUUAGUAUGAAACACUUCGGAGCACUGCUGACGGGUCGCUCUCCACUAUGUAUCAGGCGCGAUGACAUGACGGGAGUGCCUGUCGCUCGAGGGGUGGCUACAGCACGCUUCAUCUUCCGUCGCCGACAUUUGUACUGGUCUAUUAUACUUGGAACAUCGAUCACGGUUCAGCCAAGAGCGCUCUUGUUCUUAGACCGGGAAGGAAGAUUAUUGAUCGAAAAUCCUUUAGUAAAAGUACCUGGCAUUCACGCUACGUAUGAAGAUAAAACUGAUAAGUUAUGCGGUGUGUGGCGUAGAGUGCCGCGCGAAUAUAAACGUCUAUUGCGGGAUGGUUCUUUAUUCGUGGCAUUGGUAUGGGGCGAUGCAGAAAACAGUACGAUGGAGAGUGCAUUGAGUGGUCGAAUUGACAGAUAUCCGGCAUUAACAUCCGAAAUGUUCACGUCAUUACUAGAACCAGAAUAUCUUCCUCCACCAUCAGGCAACAGCGCAUGCGAAGAUAGUUUCAAACCUGGCCAAACAAGCCUGGCUCUUGCAGGUCAGCAAGAAGGUUGGGGAGGAACUGCGGUAGUGACAGGGGUGGCUGGUGCUGCUCCAAGUCUUCAUUUUGCUAUCGCAUAUAAUGGAAUUUUCUCACCUGUCCCACGAGAAAAGGAGCAGGCCGUCCGGGUAAUGCUGACUAUGCCGGAUAAAAACCAAACUAUUAUUGACGAGAUACAUCAAAUUGCGAAACCGGGUUACGAACUGAACGUCCUCGAAGUAUCAACUCCAGUCACAGCUGCCGAGUUACGCUCUUUAGCUAGAGGCCGGCUCUUUCUUUCGAUUGAGGAGAUAGGAGCACCAGAAAGACGUAUAACAGGGAAAGUAAUGCAAAAAGCCACAUGUGAAGUGUACCAUGCACCAUUAGUAGCGGAGAGAUUGCCGGCAUCGUCAGUUCCCGAAGGGCUUGCCCUACUUUAUAUCGAUAAAGAGGGAUCACUUGUCUAUGACAUACAGAUUGACAACUUGGAUGCAACUGACCCUAAAAUAACGCUGGUAGAAGAGCAAGGAAAGCGUCAUUCCCAAGUGGAGAUAUUAGAUACAAGGACAGGUGUUCUUGCUAGACCUAGCGCGCGAAUAUUCCCACCUCUAUAUGAUGAUCAGCUAGCAGUACAUAUUGGUGGAGAUCUUGGUCCACCGCUUCUUCGCGGUAGAUUAUUAUCUCGACCGUUGCCUGAUGCUGCUAGUGGUGGGCCGGCAUUACUGAAGCGCAUCGAUGCUUUGGUGCCCGUCACAGCAAACCCUGUAGCUGGCCUCGCUUGGGUCUCAGUUGAUGCAUUAUGUGGGUUGCAUUAUGAGGUUAUUAUAACCGGCAAUGUUGGCAUAUGGACAGCAUGGCUCGACACCCAUGCAGUUGAAGGCGGCAGUAUCAGGCCGCUUGUUGGUCCUGAGGGCUGCGUGUUGGAACCGUCUCCAGCCGAAUUGGGGUCCCUGUACACUGGGUCCGCAUACCUCGGCAUACGAGGCGCAGAUAACUUCACGACUGUAUUGCUUACGCUGUUACCUAAGAUAAGCGUACCGUUAUCAUGUAUGGAUAACACAUAUUUGAAUACGAAAUACACCCCCAAUACGCCCACAUUCGUGAAGAUGGGGUACCAACCAGAUCGCCGGUUGAGCGACAUGAACCAACUUUCGAAAACUACCUCCUGCUAUUACCAGGAAGAACUGCACACAGAUGGAUCCCAGUGGAUUGUUCCUGAGUCUUGCCUUAUCUGUGGCUGCAUACAUGGCGAAUUACGAUGCGAUCCCGUGAGAUGCCCACCUGUACAUUGCACGGUGCCGACCAUCACACCACCGGGUCAAUGCUGUCCUAUAUGCACUAAUUCUUCGACUGCCGUAUGGAAUGAAUCCCAUGGCUGCCAUCUAGCUGGACAGUACCACGCUCCUGGCUCCUCUUGGCACCCAUACUUAGUGCCUGAAGGUUACGACACAUGUGCUGUAUGCACCUGUGAGUUUUCGACGAGACAAGUACGAUGUCCUAGAGUUCGUUGCCCGCCACUAAGAUGUGCUGAGAAGGAUGCGUAUAGGCCUGAUAAGAAAGCUUGCUGCCGAGUCUGUCCAGAGGUAAAAGCGAAGAAACCUGAAGACUUAACACCAAAAGACCAAGCUGCUCCACGGACUGCUGAAGAGAUCCUAGCGGAAGGAGGUUGCAAGUUCCCAGACGGGCCUUUGAUGAACGGUGUAGAAGUACAUCCGUCUAUACAUUCGCAUGGAGAACAGAGAUGCGUCACUUGUAGGUGCAAGGACGGCGAGGUGACAUGCGUGCGCAAGCGUUGCAACCGCGCGUUGUGCGCGCGGCGGCGGCGCGGCGACGCGUGCUGCGCGUGCGCACGCCCGCGUCGCCCCCGCCCUCCGCCGCCGCCACCGCCCAGCUGAGCGACCGCACACGCGCCCCGGACACAGUAUUACUGCGCCCGAUCCCGUCUAUACCCCAGACUGCUCGUAGGCUAAGUUGAGUGACUAUAGACUGAUAUAUUUUUAUGUACUCGUGCGAUUCGAAUGUGUAGGUUAAGGCUGCGUCCUGUAAUGUCGCGCUUCGAUGAAACCGCUCGAUGCGUCAAGUGCGCGCGUGCAUGUUGUGGUGCCGAUGCUCGCCGCACGCGGGGCAAUUGGGGUAUGAGGUUAAUUAUGGAUCGUUCGGUUUCGUCGCAGGGCGUCCUUCGUGCGUUACGAGAUAGACGGUUCGCGGCGGACGGCCGCGUGACGGCUCGGAGUCGGCCGACGACGGAGUAGCUUUACCGUUUAAUACUGAACGACUAUGAUUAUUAUAUUUACCCACCGGUAUUUUAAUUGGUAUUAUGAGAUGUCCCGAAAUUUUGUAGGCGCAUUGUAUUAUGUCACCCAAUACUGAGAUGAUAGUGUUAGUCGUACGGCUCGAUUGCUCGGAUUGUGGCAGAAAUGGUGCGAGCGUGGUCGAUAAAGAUGUGCCAUAUUUUCUUAUUGUAAAUAUAAAUUAUUACUUUAAUAUUACUUAUGUGCAUAUUUAUUUACGUUUGUAAUGUAAACAAUACGGGAUCGUGUUGAGUUCGAGUACUCGUGUUUGUCCAUCACAAACUCUUAAACGUUAUUUUGAUCGCCUUGUUUGUGCAUUUGCUUUUAGUCUUGUAUAAUUAUAACUUAAUACCACACAAUUAAAGUAUAACCUAUAUUUUGAUAAUACCUAUGUCUAUUUAUUUAAUUGAGUCAAAAUGUAAGUAGAUUACCUUUAUAUGAAGUAGAAUACUUAAUACCAGAAAAUAUAAUUAAAUAUUUAUCUUAAGUAUUUUUUUAUUUAAAGCAUAAAAUGCGCAUUAUACUAAUGAUGAACGCUUAAUCUGAGUGCUUAUCGAUUGCUCAAGCGUUUGAUUAAUUAAGAAUAUGCCUAUAAAUGAGCGAUACGCCUAACGUUCGUUGAUAAUUGUAUUUGGUGGUCUGAAAAUGAUAUAUCACAAUAACCAUCCAAGAAUGUUACUGUAAAUACAUAUAAUAUGUGCUAUAAAUAUUAUUUUAACAUUGUAUACUAUUUUAUACUUUUAACAUAGUGGAUUGUACCGAUUUAGUUAAGCAGUACUUUAUGCCAAUUACGUGACUAGUUUUGAUUAAUUACUAGGUUAACUAAUAUUUGUAAUUAAGGAAGCUAGUCCAAAUAAAUGUUUCGAUGUGAUGGAAAUGAAUGCCAUGUAGAUAGAUUAUACGUCUGUCCAUAUUUGUUACUAAUUGAUUAUAAUUUAGAGACCUUACUUCCACUAUAACAAAGAUGUGUAUAGACUGAUUUAUACUUUGUAUGCUUAUUUGUAUCGAAUGCUAUUUGCCUGUAAUUGCACAAUUGUUUAGUUUGCGUAUUUCCAAAUUUUAUGUAAAGUUGUUUUCCACCCAUAUUCUCUUUUGUGUAAGACAUCUUAGUAGCACCUCUACCACUUUCGAAGUCAUUAUGUCAUGGAUAAAUAUAUAUAAACGGUCAUACAAUCAGUACAUUAUUUAUGAUCUAUCAAGUUUCAUACUGGAGUUGUAAUUGCAGUUAGCAUUCUCUCGAAAUACAAAUUUCUAUUCACUUUCAAGUCCUAUAAUAGUUAUGAGAUAGCCAAAAAACUAAGAUUCAUUGUGAAAAUAAGGUCUUGAACAAUUAGUUUAUGUAGCAAGGACAGAAAUUUAUUAAGGUUUUGGAAUACUUUUCGUAUGCGUUGCCAAAAAAUGUUUAAAGAUUAUAAAAUAAAAAAAAAAAAAUACGUCUCGUUGUGGGUUCUAGUCCAUCAAAAUUAUGAGGAGGAUGUACGGUGUUGUAUUGGCUAUAGAAAUAUGAUUGUUUUUACGUAACGAAAAUAUUAUUCGAUUAUACGACAGUUCUCACGGUUUUAAUAUUUUUGUAUUAUCUAACAAUAGAAAAGUAGACUCCUAUGGCUUGCAAAUAACAAACUAAUGGCCAUAAAGGAUACUAUAAAGUCGCUUGUAUUGCAUUGUUUUCUAUUUGUUAAUUAUAAGCGUUAUUCUCCCAUUUUUCGGCCUCGAGGGAUGAUGUUUAACAAUUGAUCGAUACUUAUUACAUUUCAUAGGAAACUUAAAAUGCUAUGACCCCAUUUUUUAUAUAGUUAGUGGCCUCAGUUAUCAAAUAAUUUGGUUAAACUAUUUACAUCCAGUCAAUAUAGUUUGUAAACCGAUACAGUUCUAAUACGAAUAAAUCACCUGUGAAAAGAA